Vicia villosa (hairy vetch) is the source of this 2171-nucleotide messenger RNA. Its product is annotated as protein S40-7-like. The transcript has a single exon. Bases 206 to 877 code for a protein of 223 amino acids. The record is from RefSeq and is a predicted model, not a curated record. NCBI's taxonomy places the organism in Eukaryota, Viridiplantae, Streptophyta, Magnoliopsida, Fabales, Fabaceae.
AUCCUUGAUUUAUUGCUUCGUUGCCACGUUCAAAGAAAGUUGAAACGAAAUCAAAGAAAGUAUAAUCAUCACUGUUACUUACUCAUCUUUCCCAAUAAAAAUCAUUUACCUCAUCAUUUUUACACCGUAAACCUUCCUCACUUUCUCACACGAAUAAAGAAACCAAAAAAAAAAAAAAAAUUCCCAGAACCGGUAACUAACUGACAUGUACUCACGCAACCCGACCCGAUUCCGAUCACCCAAAUUCCUCACCUCGAGGGCCGAGCGUUUUCUCGGCAUCACAAACCACGCGCCGCCACUCGAUAACUCCACACCCUUCGAAUUCAGCGAAGACGACGUCGUUUUCGGUCACGACGAAUACAACUACCAUCACGAAAAUCCUUCUCCCUUAGGCCCUCCCGAUUCAUCUGAAAUCCACGCCGUCUCGCCGGAAAACCAAGACUCUCCCGAUGCGGUAGACGCUACGGAUUUUCUCGAUCUCGACUCUGUUUCAAUCUUCUCUUCCGUUUCCUCCGAUUUAUCUUCCUCUUACGCAACGCAACCGAUUCUCGUCCAGCAAUCAGCGACAGACCGAACUCGGCCGUUUCCGUCCCUCGCCGCGACUAAAUUCUACCAUUCCGCGCCGAUUAAUAUUCCGAUUAUGUCGCUGGAGAUGGCGGAGCUAGCAAGGAAAUUCGAAGAGGAAGAAGCACGAGAGUUGGCUGAGGAGGAAGAUUUCAAGAACAAGAUGCCUCCGCAUGAGUUUCUUGCGAAGCAAUUGGAUUUUUCACGGAUGCAUUCGUGUUCGUUGUUUGAAGGAGUUGGAAGAACCCUAAAGGGAAGAGAUUUGCGUAAAGUUCGGAAUGCCGUUUUGAGCCAAACAGGUUUCAUUGAUUGAAAAACAAUGAGUUUUGAAUUUUGUUUUUCGAUUUUUUCUUUUUUUCUUUUUGAUUCUUUAUAUUUUGACAUAUUUUCUUAGUUUUUGAAUCUCCGCCUAUGAGUUUUGGCUGAGAAAUUGCAUAUGAAUAAAAACCCUAAUGAAUAAAGAUGAAAUUGAAGACCUGGUCAAUAAUAGAAGCAAAGUAUUUCAAUUUUAUUAUUUCUUUAAUCAACAAAAGUAUAUAAUUCUCUUAUGAUUAAUGUGUUCUGUUGGAAGAUAUUGUUGUGAAUUUUGGGUAAUUUAUUUGAAUUAUACAACUCUAACGAUGAUUUUUGCGACGUGUUGAAGUAGUUUGUUUCUGUUUCCAUAGAAAUUUUUUUUGGAAAUUUUUGUUGAAACUAUGUGGUGAUUGAUAUGAUUGUAAGUUACAUGUAGUCUAGUUUCUUACUAUUUUUGGAUUAGUUUGGUAGGACAUAUUUUUCUUUUUAUGAUUUUGUUGAUAGUUGAUUUAGAAAUCAUGAUGAGUAUGUUGUAGAUGAUGAAAAGAAAAUUGGUGUCUAAAAUCUUACCGACAUGGAGCCGGUGAUGUUGUUCUGAUUGUGUAAGUUAUUCCUAUAGGAUAGUCAAUGGUUACAGAACUAAGCCUCUGGUUUUGGGUGUUCUUAUGAGCAUGUUAGGAAUGACAAAGGAUAGAAAUUGGAACUUAGAAGAUAAGUAAAGUUUGAUGGUUAGCUUCUUUUCUUACCAUGCAGCCACAUUACUCCUGUUUAAAAGACACAUGAUGUUGAUACUCCACACUUUUAAGUUUCAAUGAGACACUCAUUUAAAUUGAAAAAUGAAAAACCUAAACACUUCGUUUAGGAGUCCGUUUUUCCAACAGUCUUUCUUAUAUCUGUUUGAUCUUUGUUUUAAAAUUUGGAAGGCUUUUCUCCGACUCUGUUAUCUUUAGGAUGAUUUACACACUUUCAUACAGCAUACAGAUGAAGGAUCAUGCACAGCAGAGAUGCCAGAAUAAAAUUUAAUGGCUUAGUGAAAGAUUCAGAAAUUAUUCCUAGACUUUUAAUUUUUAUGUUAUCUUUAGGAUGAUUUAUACACUUUCAUACAGCACGCAAAUGAAGUACCGUGCACAACAGAGAUGGCGGAAGUGUAAUACAUUUGUGAAGGAUUCAGAGAUUAUUCUUAGACUUAUGUUUGAAAAUGUAAGACUUUUGGUUUUUCUUCUGCUACUAAUCUAUGUACCUAUGGGCAGCAAAGCCAAAAAUAGUGGUUACACACUUACAUGCAGCAUGCUGUAAUGCAAUUGCUUUCAUUU